Molecule: messenger RNA, 2578 nt
Organism: Xenopus tropicalis (tropical clawed frog)
Lineage: Eukaryota; Metazoa; Chordata; Amphibia; Anura; Pipidae
Source: RefSeq, a predicted model, not a curated record
CAUGUGCGCGGAAGACACCGUGAAAUGUGUAUAUUUUCGCGGAAUGAGUUGAAGAGAAUCAGGUGACUGAUAAAUAAUUGAGUGCAAAACUGGCCUCAAGGUUUUUGUGUUCAACAAGUAUUAGAAGAGUCCCCUCGUGAGGUGAACAAAGAGGCUACUCCUCUGAUGGAGGAAGCUCCUAAAGGAACAUUUGAAGAUGAACUGGAAUGGUGUAUUUCUCAGCUGGAAAAGGGGCUUCUGCACCUUAGUCCCACUGCAAGACAAGUAUCAGACACUCAGAGGAUUCUACGAGUCCUGCGCUCUCGAAAAGCUCCCUUCGUAAAGAAAAGAUCGGUAAUGAACCAAGUCUUCGGUAAUUACCGUCUUAAAAUGGCAGAGGAAAGAAAGGCCCUAGAGAGCGCUGCUCACACCACCAGUCACGCACACAUUCAGGAACACGCGGCCCAGGAUUCAGGGAGCGUGGCAUAUAGGAAAUGUUCAAAGGAGGCAUCAGGAAGUUCUGGUCAUUGGUUCACUCCGUCUGACAACAGCUUCCGUUUCGGCUUCAGCCCUGAGGAACUGGAUCAAAGUGGGCAGGGUGGGUCUGAGGAUGCUGCCAAAGAACAACAAGAAUUCCUCAGGGCAGGGGACAAUAAGGACUGCGAUCAAGGCAGCAUUUUGACCAGUAGUUCAGGGUUUGCCUUCAAUUUCCAGAUCCCAGAGAAGGAUGGUGAAUGUUCACAUAUCCAACAAGGUUCUGUACAGGAGGCAUGCAAUGAAACCAUUAGACCGCCAUCCCCAGAGGUCAAGAAUGUAGCCAAAGAGGAAGAAUUCCAAAGCCACAGAGCUGUGGGCAGCACAAAGGACAUCAAAAGAGUAGAUGCCUCCUCAGACAAUAAUGUAAAGCCUGAGGUGUCAGGGAAAAAUUCAGGAGACUCACCGAGGAAAAAAAAGAAAAAAGGGUCUCAUGGGAAGAAACCCACUGAGGCCAAUCAAACUGGGAACAAAGAUAAAAAAGCAGGGGAAUGUGUAUGUCCUACAGAGGAGUCAAAGACUGGCGAAGAUGACCUGCGCAGAGAACUUGACUGGUGUGUGGAACAGCUAGAGAUGGGACUGCAGAGACAGAAAUCUACACCCAAGCAAAUGGAAGAAGCCUUACGUGCUGUGAAAAUAUUGCGUAGCGAGAAAACAGCGUUGGUGAGAAAGCGCCAGGUUAUGCGCACAAUGUUUGGUGACUACAGGCGGAAGAUGGAAGAGGAGAGACAGAAACAGCUGAGGCUGAUGCAAACUGCUGCAAAAUCUGCACGGAUAAGUGAAGUGGCCACAGGAACCAGACAGAACCGGAGUAAAGUGUUUCGCCAGUGCCUACAGAACUCCAGCAGAACCCAGCAAAUAUGUUCUAGCUCUUCGCCUUCUCCAGAGUCGCUUCAGAAUGAUUUAACUGCUGGGACAUCUAACGGUACCUCCAGUCAAGAGCGGUUUGUUUUCAGGCCGUCUGAGGAGCCUUUCUGCUUUAACUUCAUCUAAGCGUAAGGUGGAGAAUCAGUGCACUUCAACUCCUAAUUUAUUAUGCAGACUUCAAUGCCCAUUAUAAUUUCAUUGCCUUCAUUUCAUUGUUUAGAAAUAAGUCGCUGGCAGCACGCAGUGCGCAAUAAAAGCCAAAGUGCCACAUUUUUAAACCCAGUGGGUUGGUAAAGGUUUCAACUGUGAUAUAUUUUUCUUCAUAAAUGAUUUGUGUUAAGGAGUUUGCAGGUGAUGAGGUUGAAAAACACUUACUGUACAAUAAACACUGCUCUGUUACCCAUGUUUUAUUUCUUUUUAUAUGGUUCUGAAUAUUCUUCCUAUAUUUUGAUACAGAUACCUACUACCUACUGUGAUUCAGUAUCCCCUGAAGGGCUCAUAGGUUACAUUAUCAGACUGGAAACCAUGCCAGGACUGGGAUUCAGAAUAGGCCCUGGUAUAUCAAGUACACAGAGGCCAAAACAGCCUCCCCACCAGCCCAAUAAAUAGUGACUGUCUAUGGUAUCUUACAGCAGCCCCUCUGGCAUUUGCCAGAAUCCACAGAUUGCCAGUCCAGGCCUCCUGGAACCAUCUUUUGAUUCCCAGUGUGGCAAAAUGUGAGCAAAGAUUGGAAGCUGGAUUUCUGGAGAACAUGUUUUACCUUGGUCAGAUUUUUGCCAAACCAUGGACCAGGAUUCAUUUAUCCAUAUUACCAAAUAAGGGAGGAGAGAUCGGCCCCAGCCCCUGGGGUUGGGAAUAUCAUGGAUGAGAUUGAGCAAGCUGUGCAAGAGACGGUGGAGCCAGACUACUAUAGCAGGCGCCGGCAGCACCAGGCCGGCUCUCGUGGAAGGCAGUGGUCUGAGCUGACAGGGAGAACUGACACAGACAGCAUGUGAGAAGGUCCGUGCCUUGGAAAUAUGGUGCUUAACUGAGGAGUUGACAACAGCCAAUCAAAAUCCUUUGGCCAACUCUAAAUUUCAUCCGUGUGAAAGAAACCACCAUGAAUGCUUGAUAAAUGAACCCUACCCCACUGACGCGGGUAUUUCUUGCCUUGCGACUGUGACCGUAAUACAGAUUAAAGACCCCAGUGAACACCUGA